Purpureocillium lilacinum is the source of this 306-nucleotide messenger RNA. RefSeq lists its product as uncharacterized. The record is from RefSeq and is a predicted model, not a curated record. Lineage: Eukaryota; Fungi; Ascomycota; Sordariomycetes; Hypocreales; Ophiocordycipitaceae.
AUGUUCUACUCGCGCGUUCAGACCUUGCUGCAGCGUCGGCGCAAGCAGAAGAGGGUUCCCAUGGAGAUUUCUGCUCCUUUCGAUCUCAAGCUGGAGCCCGUCUGCCUGCCAGGCGUCUCUGAGGACGAAAUCUCCAUCCUCCGUGAAAAGGCCGCCGCGAGCCGUAUCGGCGUCUUCGAGUACAUGCCCUCGCGCUCCCGCUCGCCGUCUCUGCACAAGAUCUCGCGCCCGCUGCGCACACCUUCUCCUGCCGUCAUGACGUCGCUGCCGCCGCACAUUGCCGUCCCCGCCCGGCCGGUGUGGUGA